AUGCCUCCCAAGCUCACUGUUACGAUUGCUGGUGGCGGCAUAGGUGGUCUCACCCUAGCCAUCAUGCUUUCAGCCGCUAAUAUCGACUACGUCGUCUUAGAGCGCUCCUCAGGCCUCCGGACCAUGGGCAGUACCAUCGCACUCAAUGCUUGCUCACUUCGGCUCAUGGAACAACUCGGUCUCUGGCCUGAGAUCCAAAAGAUUGCUAAACCUAUCGGUGCCUUUCACCUUCAAAAUGAUGAUCUCUCCCCUAUUGGCACAAUUGAUUUUACAUUUGGCGAAAAACACUAUGGCUAUCACGGCUAUGUGAUGUCUCGACCUGAACUCUUCAAAUUACUCAUGUCGUACGUCCCAAAAAGUAAAAUCCUUCUCCAAAAGGCUGUGGUGGAUGUGGCCGAGACUGACUUUGGGGUACUAUGUCGAUGUUCUGAUGGUUCCGAAUACUGGAGUGAUAUGGUUGUCGGUGCAGAUGGAGCGUAUAGCAAAGUUCGCGAAAGGAUGUAUCAUGGUCUGCAAAUGGAGGGCCGCUUACCACUUGAGGAUGCUGAACCCCUGAAGCUCACGCAUCUGUGUGUCCUCGGAGUUUCCACACCUCUUGACCCCAAGGUUUUCUCUACAGUGGAACAAAGGUUUUCGGAAUUUGAGCUCGUCCUGAUGAGAAAACGCAGUCUUUCGAUUUGGUUGAGUCCUAUCGGUGGCAAUAAAAUCUCUUGGUGCUAUGGUGGCGAGAUCGAACCUGGAUCACAUAACCUGAUGGAGGGUCUGGAUGGAUACUGGGGCAAAGGAUCAACGAACACUCUGCAAAUACUCGAGGAGAUCAAUGAUGUUCCUACCGUCUAUGGCUCAUGCCACAAGGUGCUCCCAUUUGCAGGCCAGGGAGCUGUGCAUGCAAUGUUGGAUGGUCUCUGUCUUGUCAACCUCCUUCAUGAGAUGAAAGGCACAACCACUACUGAUUUCGAACGUGUCUUCCAGACCUACUAUCAGCAACGAUCUGGUGCAGCACGAAAAGCUGUGAUCGGCUCUAGGAUAUUUGGUCGCUUUGUGGCUUCCAGAGGCACCUUCGCUCACUGGGUGCGUGAGAUUGUCCUAAAGUUUUUCCCAAAGUGGUUCACAAGGAUGUUGGCUGAUCUAGUCAUGCGUGACCGGCCACAGCUUUCAUUCCUUCCUCGGAUCGAAGAUCGGGGCAUGGUCAAAGCCUUGUAUUGA
Lobosporangium transversale is the source of this 1206-nucleotide messenger RNA. RefSeq lists its product as hypothetical. The record is from RefSeq and is a predicted model, not a curated record. The transcript is spliced from 4 exons. Lineage: Eukaryota; Fungi; Mortierellomycota; Mortierellomycetes; Mortierellales; Mortierellaceae. Gene Ontology annotation, molecular function: FAD binding. The coding region runs from base 1 to 1206 and encodes 401 amino acids.